Molecule: messenger RNA, 1081 nt
Organism: Pocillopora verrucosa
Lineage: Eukaryota; Metazoa; Cnidaria; Anthozoa; Scleractinia; Pocilloporidae
Source: RefSeq, a predicted model, not a curated record
CUUAAACUCAUCCUGUCAAAACAAGGUAGUUGGAAGAGCGCCUCUGAAUAUGACACAGUUAAACUCAGGUGAACUUCCAGAUAGGAAUAUUGUUUGUGUUGCAAUUAUUGAAGAUUAUGUUAAAGACUUUUUAUGGAGCUCUUUUGAUGGAAAUGUCAAAUUCCAGUGUUGUGAGAUUAGCAAAGAAGAAACCGAGGAGUCUGCUUACAUUCAAUGUGAGCUGGAUGUUCAAGUUAGAGGUUGGUUAAAAGCUUUUAAUGGCAUCCUCAACCUUUUGACUGUGCUAAUGAUGCUUUAUUGUCCGGCGUUUCUCCUUUUUCUUCCGGAUUCCAUUUUCAAUCUUCAAGAGGAGGGUACAAAGGAAGAGCGACACGAAAACGAGCAACAAUCAGAAGGCAGCCAUCAUCAACAGAGCAAUCAACAAAUAAGCAGGUACGGAUCAACUGCUGAAGCAAAUGUCAAUGCAGAAAAUGACGAUUCAGUUUCUCUUGUAACUUUACCUCUUCUGACUCAGAGUCAGCAAGCUAAUUCCCAAAUAGGCGAGGAUACAUCAAACAAACAUGUGCAAAGUCUACUUUAUUUGGACGAACCAAAUCCAAUAACCCUCUCAUAUUUUCUCAGAAACUAUACUAAAGAACUAUUCAACCAAUACCGUUAUUGUCUCACACCGAUGUUCAUCGGUGUUCAAAUUUCUCUAGUUGGUUUUCAGCUACUCCUAAUGGCAAUAUUAACAGACGGCUGUUUGGUAGGGGGCCUUUCUUGUCGAUGUAUCACUCGCAUGUUUGGCUUAGUUACUUUAGGUCUAGUGUUAAAUGCGUCAAUCGCGGGCCCAUUCUUAGCGCUCUCUAUCGCUGCUUUAACAAACAUUUAUCUAUGCUACUAUAAUCUGCAAAUGUACUACCGAGAUGUGAAAGAAAUGAUUUCGGAGAAGUGGCAGACUCUUGACGGAAAACGCGAGCACGGUGCAAUUCCAGAAGAUCUAUUUUGGCGCAUUUGCAGUGAAGCGUCAAAUUCAAAUAAGGCAGUUCCACCAGUUAGCGGUGAAGUUAACCGCAUGCUUAGCAAUAUGGCUAUCAUAUGA